AUGGUCUCCGCUCCUCUGCUGAUGCAAGCCAGGGCGCCGCCCGCAGCGGGAACCGGGUUCCGUCGGCCCGCCUCCCGCCGGACGGUUCGGUGCGCGGUGGCCGUCGCGUCGGCGGCGCCGGCCGGCAGGUGCACGCUCUACGAGGUGCUGGGGCUGCGCGCCGGCGCGACGGGCGGCGAGAUCAAGGCCGCCUACAGGCGCCUGGCGCGGGAGCUGCACCCGGACGUGGCCGGCGCGGCGGGGGACGGCUUCAUCCGGCUCCACGACGCCUACGCCACGCUCUCCGACCCGGACGCCCGCGCGCGCUACGACCGGGGCGUCGUCGCCCAGGCCUACGCGCAGCCGCCCGCGGCCAGGCCGUCGCCGCACAGCUUCUGGGGCCGGCCGCGCCGCACCUGGGAGACCGACCAGUGCUGGUAG
This is a messenger RNA of Lolium rigidum, 420 nucleotides long. RefSeq names its product chaperone protein dnaJ 11, chloroplastic-like. The transcript has a single exon. The coding region runs from base 1 to 420 and encodes 139 amino acids. NCBI's taxonomy places the organism in Eukaryota, Viridiplantae, Streptophyta, Magnoliopsida, Poales, Poaceae. The record is from RefSeq and is a predicted model, not a curated record.